UGCGCCAGUCGUGUUCGGACGCUCAAGGAAAGCGCUGUAAUUGCUCGCGAGUUACUCCAGUGUGAAAGUACCCGGAUGUACUGUAGAAAGUAAAAGAUACCCGAUCUAUUGCAACACAAUGAUAUGGUAGUCGCGAAACUUGCAUCGGACAGUUCGGCUCUAGCGCUGACAGUGACUACAGUGGAAGUGACGCAGGGGUUUUGCUGACUAAGUAGUUCAGUGGCCAGGAGUUUUUGUGACUUGAAUAAAUUAAUGUGUGAUACCUCAAAAUGACCCCCGGUGUGGUCGACGACAGCGUGGCUCUAAGCAAUAACAAUGUCGUGCCUCUUCUCCCAAGGAACACUGUGUGUCUAGAGUUUCAAAAUAUAUCGUGUGCAGUGAAAACGUUCAACAUCGGUAAACUACGAAUCGAGAACCGACAAAUCCUGAACGGCGUGGAAGGAUGCUUCAAGCCAGGCGAGCUGACGGCCAUCAUGGGCCCGUCGGGCGCGGGGAAGACCACGCUCCUCAACAUCUUGGCCGGAUACUCUACAAAAGGCGCGGCGGGUCAGGUGGCAGUGAACGGCGUGAGCGCCGACGCGUCACAAUGCAACGGCCGCGGCGGCGCCCGCUACAUCCGACAGAACGACGACCUCCGCAUAUACCUCACCGUGCAAGAAUCCAUGUCUUUGGCAGCAGCACUCAAACUCGCUGACCUCAAGUCGCACGAGAGGAAGGAAAAAGUUUACGAGACGCUGGCCUUGUUGGGUCUAAGUGGGACAUCUCUGACGCUCUGUCGUGACUUAUCAGGCGGUCAGAGGAGGCGGCUGGCGGUGGCUCUGGAGCUCCUGUCUGACCCCUCUUUACUCUUCCUGGACGAGCCUACAACUGGCUUGGAUUCUUCGGCUUCGACCUCCCUGAUAUCAUUACUGAGUUCCCUGGCCAAGGGUGGGAGGACACUAGUGGCGACUGUCCACCAACCGUCAGCGCUGAUCUUCGAGAAAAUUGACACAGUCUACUGUCUGCAAGCCGGCCACACUCUGUACUCUGGAUCCCGUGAAAACCUUCUACCGGCACUGGCUACUGCUGGCUUACAUUGCCCACCUUAUCACAACCCAGCAGAUUUUUUGAUGGAAAUAGCCUCAGGAGAAUACAAAGUUGACUUGGGGAAAGUCGCAGUGAUUAUGCGGCAGUGUAACGUCGAGUCAUCCUCCACCUGGGAGAACAACACGACCAUCAUCUCCACUUUCACAAACCCCAUCAGUUUCGAAAUGAAGACAAAGGACAUGAAAAAUUGUAAGAAUAUGCAAAAAGUGGCGAAACAUAUUUAUAGACCGGCUGGAGUACUAUCACAAAUCGGCAUAUUAUUGUAUAGAAAUUAUUUGAUCACAACAAGAAAUUAUUCUCUAUUCCUGUACCGUCUGGUGGCACAUCUGAUCAUCGCUCUGAUAUUCGGCUACCUGUACCUGGGCGUGGGUAGCGAGGCCAGCAGCGUGCUGGGCAACUACGUCUACCUGUACGGGUCCAUGCUACUCGUCGUGUACACUGGGAAAAUGUCCGUCACCGUCACUUUUCCACUAGAAAUGGACAUAUUAAAGGGUGAAUACUACAAUCGCUGGUACAGCCUGGGGCCGUAUAUCGUCUCUAUUCUUGCCGUGGAACUGCCAUUCCAGGUGAUAUCGUGCGUGUCCUACGUGGUGCUAUCCUACUGGUUGACGGACAACCCUCUGGAGCCGACGCGGGCGACGUUGUUCCUCGCCACAAUAGUCGCCACGUCGCUGUGCGGACAGGCCUGGGGAUACUUCAUCGGGUCUACCACACCCACUAAGAUCGCAGUAUUCGUGGGUCCGGUGCUAGCUUGCCUGUUCUCUAUCUUCGGAUUCUGCCUGUCUCUACGGGAUACACCCAUAGAGUUCAAGUGGCUGCAUCACAUCUCCUACUUCAGAGCCGGGUUCCAUGUCGCUGUGCAUUCUGUCUACGGCUUCAAUAGAACUAGGAUGCACUGCUCUAAAGAAUACUGCCACUACAAAACGCCCAGCAAGUUCCUAAUCGAGAUGGACAUGGCGGACAUCGACGUCGGCAGCAAUAUGGCCAUCGUUCUCUCCACCACCGUCCUCAUGCAUGUCCUCACCUGCCUCAUCCUCUGGUACCGCCUCAACAAGAGAUGAACCAUCAACAGCAGAUGCUAACCGCCGGUUAAACCUCGGUUACGCUUAGAAUAACGACUGAUGUACUCGAUGUAUGUCUUAUGCUGCGUUUCCAUGCUUGCCAAGGCAUGACCAGCGUCCACAAGCACAAGCGUGGAAAGAGAGUAUCUGGCUUGGCUUGCGUGAGCUUGUAGACGCUUGUAUCCGAUCCGGUGUAGUGUCGGUUUUUGGACACAGAUCAAAGGGCGCUUGCUUGGAUGUACGUAAUACACUGACGGAUUCACAAGCAUGUAAUCGACUACCCUACCGAAUGGCAAGCGAGAUUUGUGGAUGCUUGUGCCUUGUGGAUGCUUGCCAAGCCUUGGCAAGCAUGGAAACGCAGCAUUAUAUUUGACGCAAACACAAAACUAGAAAUAUUAAAUCAUUCGGACUAUGCGAUGUAUGAAAUUAAUGAUUUGUAGUUUAAUUAUGGACAACGCUACUUGCGAUGUAUGAAAUUAUGACUUAUAGCUGGUACUUAUUAAUCUGAAUGAAAUAAAAGGUGCUUUGUGCUUAGUUAGUUGGUGUUGUAGUGAUGAUUGAGUAUUAAAUGGUAUUAGGACAAUUAUUAAUUGAUAUUAGAGCAUAAGUUUCAGUUAAGUGAUACCUCCGAGCAUCUGAACACAAUAUAAUUAUUUAACAUUUCUAGAAAAAAAUAUUUUAGUAUUUAAG
Messenger RNA from Aricia agestis (brown argus), 2837 nucleotides. RefSeq names its product ATP-binding cassette sub-family G member 1. The coding region runs from base 270 to 2147 and encodes 625 amino acids. Gene Ontology annotation, molecular function: ATP binding; ABC-type transporter activity; ATP hydrolysis activity. The record is from RefSeq and is a predicted model, not a curated record. Gene Ontology annotation, cellular component: plasma membrane. The transcript is spliced from 13 exons. Lineage: Eukaryota; Metazoa; Arthropoda; Insecta; Lepidoptera; Lycaenidae.